Messenger RNA from Oreochromis aureus, 1518 nucleotides. RefSeq lists its product as uncharacterized. The transcript has 9 exons. The record is from RefSeq and is a predicted model, not a curated record. NCBI's taxonomy places the organism in Eukaryota, Metazoa, Chordata, Actinopteri, Cichliformes, Cichlidae. The coding region runs from base 73 to 1518 and encodes 481 amino acids.
UACAGGAAACUUGUUUCAUGUCAGUACAAUCAGCUCUGCUGCUGCUCGGUGGUCUCCAUCCUUCUGUCCCAAAUGGCUUCUUUCAAAUUCUUCCUCUUUUUGUCUCUAAUCUCAGAGUUAACAGCUCUUCAGCAGGAUGUUCAGGUGAAGCUUGGAGAUGACGUCACUCUCCAGUGUCAGAUUUCCACAGAUGAAAUAAUCUCAGUGCUGAAGUGGAGCAGAGCUGACCUGAACACAGACGGCUACGUCUACUUCUACAGGAACAAACGCUCCUAUGAAAACUACCAACAUCCAUCUUUUCAUGGCCGAGUGAAGCUGAGGGACCCGGAGAUGAAGGAUGGAGACGUUUCUCUGAUCCUGAAGAACGUCACGUUUAAUGACACUGGGAUGUAUGAGUGUCACGUAGCAGUGAGGAACCCUGUGAGAAGUAAAAGAGCUCACACUGAGAUCAGUCACUUCAUCCACCUCACAGUCACAGGUGAAACACAUGAAAGCGUGUCAGAGAAACGAGUCGUGGAAAGAGGAGUCGCAGAUGAAAACAUGGAUGGUACUGAAAGGGUCGGAGCUCCAUCUCUUCAGUUUUCUGUGACCAAUUCUGAGGAACUUCCUUCUGACCUAUUGAAAAAACAACAGGGUAUAUGGACUUUGUCAGUGGAUAAUUUUUCCAUCCUGAUGAUCAGAAGAGUGUUUGAGGGUUUCAGAGAUCCUUCAGAUCAACAGUAUUUGUUUGUCACAUGUCUGGACUUGCAGCUGCUCAAACAGAGGACAAACAAAGACCAGGAAACCAUCACAGCAAAGUCUGGACAGAACGUCACUCUGACAUGUCGAGCUCCAAACAACAACAUUGGAGUUAUAGAGUGGAGCAGAGCUGACCUGAAGGAAGACGAAUAUGUCCUUUUGUACCGAGAUGGACACUUAGAUCAAGAUCACCAGCAUCCAUCUUUUAAGAACCGGUCGGAUCUGCAGGACAGACAGAUGAAGGAUGGAGACGUGUCUGUGAUUCUGAAAUAUGUGACGAUUAAUGACACUGGAACAUACAAGUGUCGUGUCCAGAAAGACGGACACAGUUUGAAGCUCAUCAGCAACAUCACCCUGAGUGUUGAUCCUGCAGUCAUGAACAACAUUUUUGAGACAGUUGAUCCAGUAAUUCAGUACCAACCCAGAGUAGGCACAGCCUCCCUAAUACAGGUUGAAAACCACAGUCUCAUGGGGCAUCUUACACAGCCUGCACCUGGAGUCUUGUCUGGUGUGAUAGACCCCAGUCCAGCAAUCGGUUGCAGACGCUACAAAGUGCUGGCAGGCUCCUUUCCCUGGGCCAACUGCAAAGCGGCACACAGCACUGUGCUGCAGUCCAAAACACUGAUGGUAAAACCACAGCCCUUUUCAGCGGUGUCGCACGGCGUAACCCCAGCCACCAUCGAUGAGUCGAAGGCCCCCGGGAGUAUCAGUAGGGGCGGGGUAGAUGCCGUCAAAACUAUCGCCUGGAUGCUGAAGCUCCUAGUAGCCAGAAGACUAUGA